Messenger RNA from Psylliodes chrysocephalus, 1137 nucleotides. NCBI's taxonomy places the organism in Eukaryota, Metazoa, Arthropoda, Insecta, Coleoptera, Chrysomelidae. The record is from the annotation of a GenBank genome assembly.
CUUCCAUAUAUGCACAUUUUACACUCAUCCGUGAACAGUACAUUUGUCAAAUCGUCCACUGUCCAAUUCAUAUGUUCGCGAGCAAAAGUAAGUCUGCGUCUUUGGUAUACUGCCGUAAGCAGGGGUUCUGUAGCUGGACUGAAAGCUGUCAAACCACUUUCUCUUAAUCUUUGCCGAACAGUAGAAGUGCUGACUGCCGUUCCAUGAGCUUGCUGAAGACUGCUUUGGAGCAUUCUAGCAGUUUGGGUUUGGUCUCGUAAAGCAGCAAUGGAUACUCUUAUCCACAAAUAUGAAAUUCCUUCCAGUCAGGUUGAAAUACGGUCUACCUUGGUUACACCCGUUGUAGAAGUAUUGAACAAGAAUUUUCAAUGUCAGGACACGUUUGCAUAUUUAGCCGAUUGCCAAACCUACUCAAUUAUCGUUUACGAUCUAAAACGUGACACAUCUUGGAAAGUAAGUGACAAAACGAUGUACCCUCAUCCUGAUUAUGGAACCUAUACUAUUCAAGGAGAAUCCUUUGAACUUAUGGAUGGUAUAUUGGGUAUGAGUUUGUCUCCUGCUUCGGAUGCGCCUUUAAGAAAAUUGUUUUUCCACGCAAUGUCAAGUCCUGCUGAACAUUGGGUGUAUACACAUCAUCUUAGAAACCAAUCUUUAUUUACUGAUAGUACACCACCAGAAAUAUUUACUACUCUUAAAGGUAGAAGGCGCACUCAAGCACCAGCAGAAGCGAUGGACAGUAAUGGUAUAAUAUACUUUGGACUGGUUAGUGAUGUCCAAAUAGCUUGUUUCAAUACUAGGCUUGGCGACUACGGUAGUUACACAAGUUCUGAUGUUAUUGCAGACAAUCCAGUAACUUUACAGUUUGCUAGUGGAGUUAAGGUGAUAAGAAACAAAAAAGGCGAAGAAGAAUUGUGGAUUUUAACUUCGAGGUUUCAAAAAGUUGCAUCAGGUACUCUAAAUCAGAAUGAAAUCAAUUUUAGAAUACAAGCUGCUAAAGUAAAUGAUUUGAUUUAUGGAACGCAGUGCUCACCGGGACAUACUGUAUCAGUUUACCUUCCACAAUUUCUACAGACCGGAGGUUAUGGGCAUUACUUUACAUUGUAAUUAAAUUAAAUUAAUUUAUUUAAUAAAAUAUGG